Australozyma saopauloensis is the source of this 1638-nucleotide messenger RNA. It is a transcript of the gene MUP1, whose product is annotated as Mup1p. Bases 1 to 1638 code for a protein of 545 amino acids. Gene Ontology annotation, biological process: amino acid transmembrane transport. The record is from RefSeq and is a predicted model, not a curated record. NCBI's taxonomy places the organism in Eukaryota, Fungi, Ascomycota, Pichiomycetes, Serinales, Metschnikowiaceae. The transcript has a single exon. Gene Ontology annotation, molecular function: L-amino acid transmembrane transporter activity. Gene Ontology annotation, cellular component: membrane.
AUGUCUUACGAAGAGAAAAAGAUAGAUUCAGCCUACGCUGAUGAGCUGGACUUCCCAGGAUCCACAGACGAUGACCAGGCAUCUGGCGUCGCUGUGGUGAACAUUGACCAGAACACAAAGAAGAUCGGUGUCAUCUCGGCGAUCUUCUUGAUUGCAAACAGAAUUAUUGGUGCUGGUGUGUUCUCGACUCCCAGUACGAUUUUGAUUCUUUCCGGUUCCGUUGGUACGUCCUUGAUCCUCUGGGUGGUGGGUGCCCUUAUCGCCUUCACUGGUCUCUUGACGUAUAUGGAGUUGGGAUCAGCCAUUCCAAGAAAUGGUGGUGAGAAAAAUUAUCUCGAAUAUAUCUACACCAAACCAAAGUUCUUGGUGACUGCCAUGUACGGCUCGUAUGUGUUCUUCUUGGGUUGGGCCGCCGGUAACUCCAUUGUCACUGGUGAGUUCUUAUUGAAUGCCGCCGGCAAGGAGGUGACCCAAUGGAACUCUCGUGCAAUUGGUGUGGGUGUGAUCACCUUUGCCUUUUUGAUCAACUCUCUCCACGUCAAGUCUGGAUUGAUGUUGUCGAACGUUUUGGGAAUGAUCAAGAUUGUGGUCAUCGUAUUCAUCUCGGUAACGGGAUGGGUGGCCCUCGCGGGCGGUAUCAAGAUCAACAAUUUCCAAAAGCCCGACAACUUCUCUCAUGCCUUUGCAGGUGAGGCUCCAACUGGUUUUGGUGUUGUCAACGCUUUGUAUAACGUCAUUUGGUCUUACAUUGGUUACUCCAACGCCAACUAUGCUUUGGGUGAGAUUAAGAACCCAGUUAGAGUGUUGAAGAUCGCUGCCCCAACCGCGUUGUUGGGUAUCACUGUGCUCUACAUUUUCGUUAACAUUGCCUACUUCGCUGUCGUUCCUGCCGCAGACAUCCGUACUUCCCAGCGUAUCGUUGCCGCUACCUUUUUCAAGUUCGUUUUCGGUGAUAAAGGUGAGAAGGCUGCUUCUGUCUUGGUUGCUUUGUCGACUUUGGGUAACGUUUUGGCCGUCACAUUUGCGCAAGGUAGAAUCAUCCAGCAAUUGGGUCGUGAGGGAUCUUUGCCCUUCUCAAAAUUUUUCGCUUCUUCGAAACCUUUCAACUCGCCUGCUGCAGGCUUGUUCCAGCACUAUAUUGUGUGUGUUAUUACCAUUCUCGCUCCUCCUCCUGGAGACGCUUACAACUUCAUUUUGAACUUGAUUUCUUAUCCAUUGAACAUCGUCAAUACUUUCGUCGGUAUUGGCUUGCUUUAUUUGAAAUGGAAGAAGAGCAAAGGCAGAAUUCAAUGGAGUCCUCCUAUCCAGACCCAUUUCCUUGUUGUAAUCUUCUUCGUUUUGAGCUCGCUUUACUUGGUCGUUGCUCCAUACAUCCCACCAACUGGCUCCCAAUCUGUUUACAAUAAGAUGCCAUACUAUACUGCUCCUGUGGUCACAUGGGGUAUCUUUGCAAUUGGUGCAAUCUACUUCUUGUUCUGGGCUAAGCUCUUGCCUAAGUUGGGCGGCUACACUUUGCAGGUUGAGGAGGUCAUUGGAACGGACGGAUUCUGGAGAAACAAGUUCUUGAAGGUGCCAAACGGCGUCAACCAAAAGCAAUUUGUUGAAGAGGCCAUCAACGAGGAUGCUCUUCGCAACUAA